Messenger RNA from Iphiclides podalirius (scarce swallowtail), 255 nucleotides. The record is from the annotation of a GenBank genome assembly. NCBI's taxonomy places the organism in Eukaryota, Metazoa, Arthropoda, Insecta, Lepidoptera, Papilionidae.
AUGCAAGAGCUCUUAGAGACCACAUCGUGGGACGUUAGCGCGGCGGUUUCACAUUACCCUGAGGAGCGAUAUCUGGCUUGCGCUCUCCUUGCGUGGCAGCAGCUCGGCCAUGGGGACGCGAACAGCCUGUACCAAUUCAUACAGUCAAAAUUUAACGCAACUGAUGGAAAUGAAACUGAUUCAUUCGCAACUGAGGAUUUUUACAUUCUCAGCACAUCUGAUAUUUCCUUUCAGAGAUCAAAAAUAAUUGUGAUC